CCGCAAACACAUAACUUCUUGGUCUGAGAAGCUUCUCAAACCUUACUGUUGCUCGCGAAAGCGCUAGCUGCGAAAUCACCUUUUGUCUCAAUUAACAAUUUCUUCCCAUUUGCGAUAGUUGCAAUGUCAGAUGAACCUCUCGAAGACACGCUAUGGGUAUUUCCACCAGAAUACUAUCCUUGGCUAGACGGCAUAAACCACGAGCAGCACUUCCCCACGCCCGGAAUUAAUGCAGAAAAUGUCCACUUAGUUUUCAAUCUAUCGCCGUUCUGCACCUCAGAGAGUGCGAACAAGCGCUUCGAGAUGCUUGUUAACCGAAAACCGGAGCUACUUCCUCGCUACUUCAACAGAGAGGCGUUUGAGCAAGAGAUUGCGGAGUUUCCGGGAGACAGUUUUGUAAUUGUGGCAGGUCCACGUAAGACGCCGAAAAAUGGAGAGGAGCCAAAUCUGCUGUGGGUUGUUGAGAGGCGAUAUACAGUGUUAGAUCGGGGGGCUAUCGAAGAGAGUGAGAAGAAAGUCGUGGAAGUUCGGGGCCAUUAUGUUAUUGUGGCUGACAGAAUUUUUGCUGCGCCAACCCUUAUGGAUAUCGUACAGUCACGAUGGACGGCAUCUAUGCUACACCUUUCCACUUUCUACCGAACAGCGUCCUCCCUGCCAAUAUACUCUAUUGAGAAAGGGUACUCCUACCUCGCCGCCGAUCAGAUGAAGAAGCCUGGUAAAGGCGGUAGUUUCGCAACGAGUGCUCUGGGCUCUGCACGCACAAGCCGCGCCGCCUCGCCUGUUGCUGGUGACGACACGUCGAGUCUCCCUAACACUCAUCAUCAGACACAUAGAGAACUUAACGAUGAUGCCCAGAUCGCGCACUCGUUCAAUCUCACGCUGUCUUACUCAGACGAAUUUAUGGAUGAAAAUCCGCUAGUCGGUGAGCCAGGCUCUUUCAAACUCACCGCAACUGGUAGGAGUAUCCGCGAGAGGGAGGCCAAGGAACGGGCUGCCGAGGAAGCUAGAGAAAAAGCCAGGAGUGAGUUCACAAACAAGAGUGAAAUUGGUGACAGCCAAAGAAUUAGCGUGGCACCCAGUUCACCCUCUGCGCUUGGGGCUAAGACGAAUCAUCUUGAAAGGAAGGGGACUGGACUUAACAGCGUGGUUGGUAAAGGGAAAAGUCCAACCAGUACCACGGGGGAGGGGCUGAAAAAAAGAAGAAAGAGCAAGGCCCCUAUCACACCAGGGACUAUGAAGUCGCCUUGAUCUGAAGCAAAUAAAUCAUUGGAUUUGGCUUCGACCUCGGAAAACCUUCGAAUUAUAUGCAUAUGAUACCCCAUUAUUUCUAGAAGACAGACUCAAUAGGAUCUUUUAUUUGUAGCCACCAGCGUCCUCGUCUGAGCAGUCCGAUCAAAGGCUCG
Molecule: messenger RNA, 1403 nt
Organism: Verruconis gallopava
Lineage: Eukaryota; Fungi; Ascomycota; Dothideomycetes; Venturiales; Sympoventuriaceae
Exons: 2
Coding region: 124-1248 (374 amino acids)
Biological process (GO): regulation of transcription by RNA polymerase II
Cellular component (GO): core mediator complex; mediator complex
Molecular function (GO): transcription coactivator activity
Source: RefSeq, a predicted model, not a curated record